AUGAUUGAUAAAGAUAUCAAAAUGAAAUCUCUUAAAUUAGAAUUAGAAAGUUGAUAAACAUAAGUAUUAUAAUUAGAAAUAAAAGUAGAAACUUUAGAGACACGAAUUAAUUAGAAUGUAUAUAUAUUAUAGUAAAUUUAUAAUAAAAUUGGUAUUCACUAUAUUUCUAAAAUAAAAUUUUUGUUGAAAAAAACUAAAGCGAGUGAAAAACUAAGGAAAGAGAAUUUAAAGUAUAAGUUAUAUCAAUAAUUAAAGCAAUUACUUAAGUCGCAUCAAGAUGAGCAUAUAAUUAUUAAGGCUGAAUUGGAAUUAAUUAAUUAAUAGUUGGUCAAUCAAUAGCAUAAAAAUAGUAAUAAUUCUGGAUGGGAAUAAAUGAUUAGAGUUAUAGUUGGAUUGUAAUGAUAUAAAAUUGAUUAAAGAGAAGUUUAUUUAUAAUAAUAAUUUAAUGAACUUAGAGAAGGAUAAACUAUAAAAUUAAGUAAAAGAUUUAGAAGAAGAUAAGAAAUAGAUGUAAAAAACCUUAUAAGAUCUCAGAAAUAAACAAAAUAAAGAAUUAGAAACUUUGAGAGAAUAAAUACAUAGUUAUCAAAAUGAGAAGGUAUAAAUAAAGAGAAUGAAUGAGGAAUAAAUGAGAAAUUUAUCAAAAUUGGAAUAGCAAAUGGAAAACAAGGAUUAAAAUAAUGAUGAAGAGAUUGAUCAUGUAAAAAGAAAGAAGGAUUAAUUUUUAUGUUAAAAUGAUAGUAAUUCAGUACUUUUGAUUAUCUAAUAGAAUAAAAAAGGUAGAUUGAAUGAAAUCGAAUUUUUGAAAAAGUAAGUUCAAGAAUUGUAGACUGAGCUAGUGUUAUUAAAAGAAUUUCAUAAGACAGCAUAAAGUUCAUUGAAAUCUAAAAUGGAAUAAGCAGGUUAUUUUAAAGGAAGAUUAAAAAAGCUAGAUAUUGAAAACCAAGAGUUAUUGGAUUCGAAAAUAAGAUAGAGAGUUUAAUUUAACAAUUUUUGGAAACAACAAAAUCUAAAAAGAUUCAAAGAUUCAAAUUAAAUAUUCUAAAAAUUAGAUGAUAGGAUAUGA
Paramecium pentaurelia is the source of this 1066-nucleotide messenger RNA. Lineage: Eukaryota; Ciliophora; Oligohymenophorea; Peniculida; Parameciidae. The record is from the annotation of a GenBank genome assembly.